UAGUACACCCUGAGGUAAUUGUUUUAAGAUUUUUUAUAUGUCUAGUAGAGUUCACAUGUCUAGAAAUGAUGUGGAUGCAUUUAUGCAGUCGGGCAUUUAUUGCUGGCACCAAUCAGAGCAUACCAAAGGUGGAGGAGAGACUAGAUGGCACCGAGUGCUUUUCAGAAUAUUUAAAGGAAGACGUUAAUAAAAAUAAUGUUCGUUCCACACAGUUUGCAUUCCACAAAAUGCUGAACCGCCAAAUGUUGACAAAAACCUACCACUUACGGGCAGUAUAUAGGCCUCGAUUACGUAAGAUUUAUCUCUAUGGCUAUCCACUAUUUUACAACUGUGUUUCGACAAGUAUUCAGAACAAACAAUAUCGACGUUCGGAAAACAAUGAUCAUUUUCUGCACCAAGCACUCUCGGCGGAUGAUGCAAAUCAGUUGACAAAUCUACAUGAUUCCACACAUUUAUUGUAUAUAAAUAAAAAUUCAGAGGGAAAUAAUGUUCGUACGGCAUGCAUUGCAACUAACCAGUUAUUUGUGCAAUCGGAAAACUGGGUAGCUAGCGAUUUGCUCGAAGCCAGCGAGCUAGAAGUCUUCACUUCAUCUGAAAAUUCCCUUCUACAACUGGACAGUGUUAAUAACUUGAACGUUACGGGUAUAAAUAAUGUAUGUGGCUUAUCCUUCGAUCACAAUGAGUGCAGAUGCUGCUUAUGCUUGCAAAGGAAAAACGCAAUUAAAUCAAGUGUUUCAAAGGCUAAACGUUUCAUCGAUGAGGCUGUGCAGUCUUUGCGUGCAUUACCAUCCCCAGCUUAUGCCUCUCAUUCCCGUAGAAGAAAGACGUAUGUUUACCUUAUCAAUCUUGCUCAUCUGUUACUGGUAAUCGCGUGCCUACGUGGAAUGCUUUAGAACAAAUGUAAGUCAAAGGUUAAAAAUUAAUUUUGCAAAAUUACUAUGUAUAGGCAAUGUUUAUCGUAAAAACGAAGAUGUUAAUUUCUGAAAUAUGAUAUGCAGGCAUGUGUAUUUAUUGCACUUCAAACCUCAAGUGUUAUGAUAAAUUAUAAUAAAUA
Drosophila novamexicana is the source of this 1054-nucleotide messenger RNA. RefSeq lists its product as uncharacterized. The record is from RefSeq and is a predicted model, not a curated record. Lineage: Eukaryota; Metazoa; Arthropoda; Insecta; Diptera; Drosophilidae. The transcript has 2 exons. Bases 66 to 893 code for a protein of 275 amino acids.